GCAACUCUGAUCCAUUACAUUUCAUUUACCACCAUUCUUUCACCGCACCCGUUUUUCGUAACCGCCCUUCCUCAACCUCUCUCCCGGCCACCACUGCCGGCGACGGACGGCGGUGAUUAUAGCGGCGUCUCCGUCUUCUUCUACUACAUUUACCGGCGAGUUUUCUCUCUCUUCCUUUAUCCUGCUAGACUCCAAAUUAAGAUCAGUGAAAGGGACAUAAUAUGAGCUGCUUUGGCUGUUUUGGAGGAGAUGCAGCCCAUAGGCCUGCAGACAACGGAGGUGGUUACAUGCCCAGAAACUUGGCAGGGAGAGAUGGAAUGUAUCAGUUAGUUGAUAAUGCACCUAGCAAGCCUCCAGUGAGAGUCCAGCCUAUAGAGGUCCCUCAAAUUUCUGUGGAUGAACUAAGGGAAGUUACGGAGAACUAUGGAUCCAAUGCUUUAAUAGGGGAGGGAUCAUAUGGUAGAGUGUACUAUGGGGUGCUUAAAAAUGGGCGUGCAGCAGCAAUUAAAAAACUGGAUGCAAGCAAACAACCAGAUAACGAAUUUUUAGCUCAGGUUUCUAUGGUUUCAAGGCUAAAACAUGACAAUUUUGUUGAAUUGCUUGGUUACUGUGUUGAUGGCAACCUACGCAUUCUUGCCUAUGAGUUUGCAUCAAAUGGAUCUCUGCAUGACAUCCUUCACGGGAGGAAGGGUGUGAAAGGAGCACAGCCUGGACCUGUUUUGUCGUGGGCUCAACGUGUUAAAAUUGCAGUAGGUGCUGCGAGGGGACUUGAGUUUUUGCAUGAGAAGGCGGUUCCCACCAUUUUUCAUCGUGAUAUCAAGUCUAGUAAUAUACUUCUCUUUGAUGAUGAUGUUGCUAAGAUUGGUGAUUUUGAUCUGUCAAAUCAAGCUCCCGAUAUGGCAGCAAGACUUCAUUCUACGAGAGUUCUUGGAACUUUUGGCUACCAUGCACCAGAGUAUGCAAUGACCGGGCAGCUUAAUGCCAAGAGUGAUGUGUACAGUUUUGGCGUUGUCUUGCUUGAGCUUCUCACUGGCCGGAAACCUGUUGAUCAUACAUUACCUCGUGGACAGCAAAGUCUGGUGACAUGGGCUACACCUAAACUCAGUGAAGACAAAGUCAAGCAGUGUGUUGAUCCUAGACUCAGCGGAGAGUAUCCUGCCAAGGCUGUUGCGAAGAUGGCUGCAGUUGCUGCAUUGUGCGUACAGUAUGAAUCUGAUUUUCGCCCAAACAUGAGUAUAGUUGUCAAGGCACUACAACCCCUUUUGAAUGCUGCACGACACGUUGCCAAUAAUGGUGUUCCAAUCUAGUGAACUAUCUGAUCUCUCUCUUUCCUCACCAUUUUUUGUCUCAAUAUGUGCUUAUGGUUUUUGGUAAUGCAAGGUAUACAUACAGAGAUUAAUUUUCUGGAAGACGGAUACAUUUUUUUUAGUUUGUGCAGUGUUCUGUUUGGUGGAUAAGCUAUAAUUUGUGGUUUGUUCAUAAUAUGAUGAUUGGUUUAUUGUGGGGUCUGGA
Messenger RNA from Spinacia oleracea (spinach), 1512 nucleotides. Its product is annotated as pto-interacting protein 1. Gene Ontology annotation, biological process: protein phosphorylation. The record is from RefSeq and is a predicted model, not a curated record. Bases 222 to 1307 code for a protein of 361 amino acids. NCBI's taxonomy places the organism in Eukaryota, Viridiplantae, Streptophyta, Magnoliopsida, Caryophyllales, Amaranthaceae. The transcript is spliced from 8 exons. Gene Ontology annotation, molecular function: protein kinase activity; ATP binding.